Molecule: messenger RNA, 3039 nt
Organism: Dichotomopilus funicola
Lineage: Eukaryota; Fungi; Ascomycota; Sordariomycetes; Sordariales; Chaetomiaceae
Exons: 4
Coding region: 1-3039 (1012 amino acids)
Molecular function (GO): protein binding
Source: RefSeq, a predicted model, not a curated record
AUGCCACUUGGUCUUCAGUGCCUUCACGAUGCCAGCCAGGGCGCGGGGCGCGAGGAGCAGUUAGUUGACAUUGUCGCCGUUCGCGAUGUGCAUCAGGACCCCCUUGAAACUUGGACUCACCCAAGAUCUGGGACCAACUGGCUCCGCGAUUUCCUACCGCAGGACCUCCGCGUGGGGCGGGUGCUCGUUUACGGUUAUGACGCGCCGGCCUCGGCCCUGUUCGCCGAAGAUGCUCCGGAAACGAUUCAACGGAUGGCCGAGUCGUUUGUCCAGGAGCUCCGUGCGGAUCGCCACCUUGCGGGCACGCUGAGAAGACCCAUCGUAUUUAUCUGCCAUGGCUUCGGCGGUGUGCUCGUUAAGAAGAGCCUGGUUUACGCUUCGACACGGACAGCCCCCAAGGUGACUCAUUUAUGGGAUCGUUACGUGUCGACUUUCGCCAUUGUCUUUUUGUCUAAGUCAGCGCGUCACCAAGUAGGCGCCUUGUUCCGCAUCGCCGGAGACAAGGCCGAUUUACAAAUGCCCCGUCUGGUCGAUAGCGAUUUUGCUCCGCUUGUAAAUCAAUUCCACCUGUUUUUCUUCUGGGAGGAACUGCCUACUCGCCUCGGUCCCCGGUCCGCCCUUCUCGUCGACCACAAAUCAGCCGCGCCUAAGCUUGAUAACACAGAAACCGCGGGUAUCCACGCGACUCACGCUGACAUGUGCAAGUUUGCCUCUAAGUCAACUUCUGACUACAGGACUGUUCUUGCCGCCCUGGCAAUGUAUUGUGAGAAGGCUCCUAGUAUCAUUGCCCGCCGGUGGCGACGGGCAGAGGUUGCCCUCAAACAGCUUAGGAUGGGCGAGGCCGAAGAGAUGGGCGGAGGUUUUGAGUUUGAGGUCAAUACCGAGCAGCCAUCUCAGAGCCAGGAUAUCCAAUCACGGGAGAUAACUCACUUUUAUAUUCCCGAGGAGACUACGCCGACCUUUGUAGGUCGUCAGGAUCUGCUCACCACACUGCACACCACCCUCUUCCCUGACAACCGCCCGACGACACGCCCUGGGCGCAAGGCUUUUGUUGUUUUUGGGAUGGGAGGAUCGGGGAAAACGGAACUAUGCUGCAAAUUUGCGACGGACAAUAAGCACGAGUAUACCGCCGUCUUCACUAUCCGCGCCGCCUCUCCCGAAACGAUCAAAGAAUCGUACUGUACCAUCGGCCAGCUCGGGGGGUUCGAGCCGACCGAGAGCGCUGGGCGCCACUUCCUUAUGCAACAAAAAGAGCCGUGGUUGCUCAUCAUUGACAACGCCGACGAUCGAUCCAUUAAGCUGUCGCGCCUAUUUCCCGCAAGCGGCUCCGCACAUAUUCUCGUCACAACGAGGGUGCGAGAUUUUAGUCAGGAAGGGACACUCGGCUCACUUGAACUUAACGGGUUGAAAGAGGCAGAAGCGCUCCAACUGUUGCUCACCAAAGCGGACAUCCCACAGCCCUUGGAUUUGUCUACCACGAAGACAGCCAUCCGCAUCGCAAAAGAGCUGGGGUACCUUGCAUUGGCGCUGAUUCAAGCUGGGACCUCUGUGUACCGGGGCGUCUGUGAGCUGAGUGGCUACCUCGAGAUUCAUUCCGUGGCGUGGCGGAGGCAACGAAAGCAACAAAAAUCGGAACUGCCCAGCGACCCCAUCACCGACGUGAUCGAAGUGGUGUACUCAACCUUCGAUAUUUCGCUCGGUGUUCUCGAACAAUACGACAGCGUCCAAAGCCAGGAUGCUACCGAGCUGCUUAGGAUGAUUGCCUUCUUCCAUUUUAAGUCCAUUCCCCUAGAACUAUUUUCCCGGGCCGUGUCCGCCAGAGAAGCCGGACCGGUGGGCGGAUUGUCAUCCAAAUCAUGGACAGCAAGCCUCGUAGACGGGUUAUGGCGUCGGCUUGAACCUCCCGCUCCCUUGCCAGGUUUCCUCAAAACUCCAGACCGUGAGGUGGGAAUGCAGCGAAUCCGGUUUGCGCUUGCUGACCUUCAAUCACUUUCGUUCAUUCAUCUCAACGGGAAGUACAUUUCGCUGCACCCCCUAAUCCAUUCAUGGGCGCGGGAUAGCUUGACCACGAGUCAGGGGCCAUUAUGGGAUUCAAUCGCCCUACACACCAUUAUGCGGUCCAUCUCGCUACCCCCGGACAGUGAGACCAAGAAAGAUGGCGAAUUCCAUCGCGAUAUCCUCCCACAUCUCGAGACUUGCCUCUCCAUCACCGGUAAUCCACUGUCGUCUGAUAUGCUUGCAGCGAGCCGAGGUUGGCUGCGGGUUUCGUUGAUUUUCCGGCCCACGCUUUUCAUCUUAAUACGGGAUCAGAUUCGAAUGCACGCGAAGCCCGGCUGGGUUUAUGCCGAGCGAGGUCACUUUGAAAAGGCCGCGAUCCACCUGCAAAUGGUACGGGAUAUGCUUGGUAAGCUGGCCGGUGAAGAGGACGAGAAGACGAUGAGCGCAACGCUCGGCCUGGCCGGGGUAUUAUGGGGUCUAGGGCGUUUAGAGGAGGGUGUCAGGCUAGGGAGCUUAGUUGUUGACACGCGAAAGCGCAUUUACGGGCUCAACGAUGAGCGCACUCUCGGUGCGAUGAACCGGCUAGGCCAGUCGUACUGGCUCAACGGCCAAUACAUCGAGGCGCUUGCCCUGCAGGAAACGACAUGGAAGGGUAUGAAGGAUGUCCUCGGCGAUAGCCACCCGUCAACCCUCGAAGCACUGGACAACUAUGGCGUGACCCUCGGCGCAUGGCAUCGUUUCCAGGAAAGCCAUGACGCACAUCAGUUUGUCCUGGCCGCGCGACGUGCUGCCCUCGGCCCAACCCACCUCGACACUAUCACCACCCAAAGCAACUUGGCAAUGGCACUCCUCGGCUUGGGCCGCUCUGAUGAUGCCCUGACCGGUAUGACUGAGGUCUAUGAGCAGCGUCAGAAGCAACUUGACAAAGAACACCCCUGGACACUCUGGGCGCUCAGCUACCUCUGCAAAAUCCACAUCCACAUCGGCAACCUCGCCCAAGCCGAAGCCCUACUAACCCAAAGUCUUGAAGCCGCCACGUGA